Molecule: messenger RNA, 430 nt
Organism: Fomitiporia mediterranea MF3/22
Lineage: Eukaryota; Fungi; Basidiomycota; Agaricomycetes; Hymenochaetales; Hymenochaetaceae
Exons: 3
Coding region: 4-291 (95 amino acids)
Biological process (GO): iron-sulfur cluster assembly
Cellular component (GO): L-cysteine desulfurase complex; mitochondrion
Source: RefSeq, a predicted model, not a curated record
AGUAUGGCACCGCCAACAGCGCAAGCCAUUCGGCAGCUGUACCACUCAACAUUGCGUGCUUCGCGCUCAUUCAGCUCAUACAACUUUCGUCAGUACUUCUUGCAGAGGACGAAUGAUACGUUUCGGGAGAUUCAGAGAGAGAAAGACCCUAAUCGCGUGGGGGCACUGUACGCCAAUGCCGUCCAAGAGUUCACGGUCCUCCAGCGUAGCGCGAUAGUGAACCGGCUAUACGGUGGCUGGCGGCUUGUAGUCGAAAAUCAGAAGCCUGCACGCCUUCGUGCUGACACGUAAAUGUUCUCCGGUUCGUACUUGCAUACGAGUCAUGUUGUGAAGUGAUAAUAGAAGAUGUGAUGUCAGAAAGUUUGCACAUCAGUAUUGAUGCAACAUUGUUUUACUUGUAUUUCUGCGUAGCAUUUAAUUGCAUUGAUUC